CACCCAUCCAGCCAAUGUAUCCCUCCAUUGAUCCAUCCAAGCACGUGUUCGUCUGCCCGUCUAGUUGCCGGUGUCGGCAGUUUCUUGUGUCUCGGUCUCGGCGUCGCCCUCUACCGUGUGGACGACCUCGGGGCGGUGGUGCUUCACUGUCUGUGGGGGGGCAGCGCCAGGCGCAACGAUGUAGACUGUGAUCAGAUCACAGACACAAACAACACAGGCGGUCAUGGGGUAUGUCAUGUCGGUUGUCUGUCUGUGUGAGGGAGGGUGUCUGGCUCACUCUUGAUGUCCUGUGCGGUGUCUUCUGGUCCGGCCUUGCCCUCGGGGUCCCAGGGGAGUGCGCGGAUGAAGAAGGUGCCGCCGCCGUUGAUCAUCCAGUCGGGGAGCGGCGUGUACGUCUCGCCCUUCUCGUCGCCGAACAGCGUGUACGGUCUGCACACACGUGACAAGUGAGCGAAUGGCAGCUCAUGUGAUGUGUAUGUGUGUGUGGUGUCGUCUGGUAUGUUGUCUGUCUGUGUGCGGGGGUCUUACGAGGACUCGUCGAAUCCGGUGCCGGCCUGUCCGCCGACGCCCUCUGUGGGGAUGACGGUGCGGUGCAUGUCCAUGACGCGCCACUCGACCUUCGAGAUGGUCUCCACGCUCAGCGUGCCGCACUCAGACGCUUUGAACGUGAACUUCUUGCCGGGCCAUGCCUGAUGACACCCAGCAAUACACCAACACACCACACACACAUUGACGGCGUGUCUUCGUUGGUGUCAUGUCUGUGUGGCGGGCGGGCGUACCUGAUUUGUGUCGAGGACGUAGGUGAAGCCGUGCAUGAGCAUCGUGUUGGCGUCGCCGGUGAGGACCUCGCCGUAGGCGUUGGUCAUCUGCAUCUUGCGCAGGCUGGUCUUGGAGUCAUCCGGGGUGUCCGGCAGCACCUUGAGGCCCGCGAGCUGACGCCUGGCGCCUGCUGGGGGGGCCACCGGCUUGUUGUCCUCGUCCAAGACGACCAGCUCCAGACCCUUGAGAAGCGGCUCUGUGAUUGGACAGGGAGGGGAGGGGACAGACAGGCAAGGCAGUGUGCGGGGCGUCCUCUCCCUGUCAGUUAUGUGUCGUCUUGCGUGGUGCGGUGCAUUCUAACCGAAGUCGAUGCAUCCGCAGUCAGGGAGGAUCUUCACUGAAGCCAAAAACCACACAAACAAACCAGACACACAGGCACAUGUCAUGUCCACUGUCCCACGGCACGCGCCGCGCCCACUGCCCGUGCCACCACCCAUCCCAUCCCCCCACCCCACCUGAGAAGUAUUUGGGCACGCCAGGGUCGCCCACGGCGUUGUAAGGCGUGGCCCUGAGUGUGUAUCCGCCGCCACAUCCCUCAAGUUCCUUGAUCCAGUCGGGUGCGCCCAUGUACUUGGCCUUGGGCUCGCCGGCCGCCAGGGUGGUGACGGUCUUGCCGAAGGCCGAGUAGGGGCGGGACUGGUCGCCGUUGGGCGAGCGGCCGUCCACGGACGAGAUGGUCAGACGCUCCCAGUCAAGGAACUCUGUGUGACGUGAUAGAGACAACGAAUACCGACACGUGAGUGUGUGUGGAGGGGCGGUGCGCUGUGGCUGCGUGUGGUGUGGUGUGGGGGGAGGGUGUUAUGUUACCGAAGAGAACCGAUGUGGUGUCGGCUGAGGCCGUGGCGAGGAAGGUGAAAUCGCUGACCUCGUUCUGCUGGUACAUGACCUGGUGGCGGUUCUGGUACUAUAGCACACAACACAACACACAACACACGACACAGCACAACGCACCAGACACCACUCACGUCAGUCACCGUCACGGCGAUUUCCCCACCCACCAAAGGCCCUCCCUCCCUCGUAUGUGCCGUGCCCCGUCCGUACCAGUGGCGUCUUCAUGUAGAGUUCUCCCUUCUUGUCGGGGAACCGGUCGUCGUACAGGAGUGCGAACUCGACGGUCUCCAGCCUGGGGCCGUCCAGCGUCCUCUCCUGGUCCACGCAAGUCCAGUCCGAACCGUCGCCAGGCGGGCACAUCUCGAGCAUCGGACGGCACUGGGAAUAACCCUGAGCAAUGAAGCGCGGGAGACACACACACAGAACGCAGGCAAACAAACGUCAAGGCAGCCAGCCAGGUAGCCGUUGGGGCGUGACGUGGCGUGGCGUGGUGCGGUGUGCUGCUCACCGCGUCCUUUUGCUUGCAGGUGUAGCCGUACUCCUCGCAGCACUUGGUCUCUGUGCAGUCCUGCAGCGACGCCACACACGUGGGCGGGUCUCCUGCACACAACACACGACAAGCAGAGACAGGCAGACGAUGUCGAAACGAGGGUUCCCCGGCCCGUGUUUUGGCAGAAACGUGGCCAUCGACACGCAGCGCCCUUCGGCAGCCGUGCUCACCCCGUGCAAAGACGACGAGCGAGGCCACUGACGCGGCGACGAGGAGAGCAAGCUUCAUCCUGCCUGGCGAGGGGGGGAAGGGGUGGGCGAACGCCUGCUGCUCGAGUUGGAGGGUUUUCAGGUGUUGUUCGGCGCUGGAGAGAGUUUUUCU
Molecule: messenger RNA, 2521 nt
Organism: Vitrella brassicaformis
Lineage: Eukaryota; Vitrellaceae
Source: the annotation of a GenBank genome assembly